Messenger RNA from Fusarium sp. VM40, 2364 nucleotides. Lineage: Eukaryota; Fungi; Ascomycota; Sordariomycetes; Hypocreales; Nectriaceae. The record is from the annotation of a GenBank genome assembly.
AUGCCCGGUGCAAACGUAGCAGUCCUCCCGCCCCCUGCGGCCUCGACAGCGUCUUCGCGAAAGGCCUCGCUGGCACCCGAACGCAAAUACAAGUGCCAGUUUUAUACCAAGGAGCGUCCUUUCAAGUGCAUGAAAUGUAGGAGUACCUUUGUCCGUCGCGACCUUCUUCUCAGACACGACCGCACCGUCCACGCCAAGGAUGGCGGUGUUCCCCUUCACAGCGAUGGUAAACGUAGGGCCGGUCCCAAGACUCGCGCUGUCGGUGCACCUUCAAAACCCCCUAUCGCGAUUGAUACCUCGACUCUGGAGCAGAUGGAAUCUGGUGCCGACAGCAUUUUCGACGUUGAAGCUGCUGCCAUGCUAGUGGCCGAUCUUCACAACAAAGCCACAGCCGCGAUGCGCGAAGACCACUCUUACGAGGACAGCCCCUCGAUGGCAUACUCGACUCACAACUCCUCCGCGAUGGAAUCUACAGUUACUUACCCAUCUGGCGCUAUCGCACUACCUCAAGUCCAGUGGGACGGUUUCAUGUCUCAGCCGGUUGCCGAGCCCAAGGCACAUUCGAUUACAUCCAGCGCAUCCGGUUCCUUCGAGUCUCAACCUUCCUUUGCCAGCGGAGCCACUCUCCAGCCUCAUUCCAACCAGCUUCCUCCCAUCGGCAGCCAGAAUUGCAACGGUCUCGUCCCAGCUCUGCAGUCAAUGAUCAACUCCUUGCCCAAUUCCGCCGCAGCGCCAACAUCUCCAUGGGUUUCGGAGUCAUCCAAGUCUGGAUACAAGGCCCCUGAAGUCAUGGGAGAUGAUGAGCGCAACGCUAUCUUGGACAACAUCCGCACAUCGGACAGCGAACAUGCCAUCCCUGAGGGGUUCCGUCUCCCCGGCCUGGGCUCGUUGAACCGAUACCUGUCGACGUACUUCGGUUUAUUCCAUCACCACCUACCAUUUUUGCAUCCUGCCUCAUUUCACCCUACCAAAGUCUCUCCCCAGCUUCUGUUGGCGGUCCUUAGUAUUGGCGCCCUAUAUGCUUUCGACCAAGAACAAGCCUACAUGCUCCACAUUGGCUCAAAGGUUUUGGUUAAUCAGUUCCUACAAGGCAAGGAGAACUUCAGUUCCCGCAAGUGCCCCCUAUGGACUAUGCAGAGCAACCUCCUCAACAUGAUCUUUGCCAGCUGGAGUGGUGACCCUAAAGGCCUCGAGUGGACGUGUUCAAUCAAGAGCCUACUCGCCAACAUGGUUGCUGGUAAUAGGUACGAGCUGAAGCUUCGCCAGGAAGCUCGCACAGAGGCCAAGCCAACUCGUGCCGAAUGGGUUGAAGAUGAGGGUUGCCGUCGUACAUACUACGCAGUUUAUAUCUUCUUCGGCUUGCUGACUCUUACUUAUAACCAUACGCCUGCUAUCAGCUUCAGCGAAUUCGAAGACCUACAACUUCCUUCUACCGAGACGCUGUGGAACUUGCAAGUUUCUGAUGAAGCGGCGUGGCAGGAGCACCUUGCAGCCUCAACCACUGUUAGCUUUAUGGAGGCACACGAUAACCUUUUCCAAGGCGAGACCCUUCGAUACAGCACAUUUGGUACCCGUGUUAUGAUAAAUGCCUUGUUUCUUGAGGUCUGGUAUCACAAACGCAGUCCCGAGGCACUGCAAGAUGUUGUGACCGAGUACAAAUUGCGAUUGGCGCUCGAGACAUGGGAGAAGUCUGUUGACAUGUGCGAGGUCGAAGCUUUUCCUGUGCCGAUCAGUGCCCCUCAUAAGGGUCACCCCUUAAUCUUCAAUGCCAAAGCCAUGUACCGUAAUGCUCGUGCCCGCCUUGAGGUUGAUCUUAAGGCGGUCCAGGAGGCACUUCGUUACCAUGAUUCUUAUGAGGUCGCCGCCGCGAUGACCAACGCCCGAGAUCGUGUGAAGCGCUCAAGCGAGAUGAUCAAGGUCAUCGAGGAGUGCUACAACUGCUUAGAGACUGUCGUCUCUCAAGGUGUCCGAUGGAUUGCACGUGUAUCGCCUACCAACUGGAGUGUGGAGCAUGCUCUCUGCGGAAUGGAUCUCAUGAUCAUUCUCUCGCUGUGGCUCUACCGUCUGGAACAUGACGAGGAGCCGGCGACCCAGGAAGAACUGGCCAUGUACAACAAAGUACGACAACUUUUAGUCAAGGAAAUUGACGACAGCUACAUGUCUCAGCUCAGCGCGGUUGUUGCGCGACUCUGGGGCUCGAUCCUUGAUGAAGUCGUUGUUUGGGGCAUGACACGACUCAUGGGCGACUCCUUCAAACUGCAUUCUCAGGCUCUCGUCGGCUAUGUCGACGACCCUGAAGCUUCCUCUAAUGUCUCCACUCCUUCGAUGAUCUCGCAAGGAGUUGAUGAGGAUAGCGUGUACUAA